CAGAAAUUAGCCCGGUCCGCGCACCCUGCCGUCUGCGGGGACGUUUCCGCACCCACGAACUACACGGACGGUUCCUGAUCGACUUUGGGGGUUGAACCCUCGGGGCCGGGGACAAGGAGCGCUGCCUAACUUAUGGGACAGCGGGGACGGAGCACACUGGACGCCUCGGGGUCCCAGGCUGGGAGUGCCCCUGGCCCCAGGUGGUCGCGGAGAGCCAGGUCUCAGCUCCGGGUCCCCAAGACCCUUAUGUUCCUCGUCGCCGGUGUCCUGCUGUCGGUCUCAGCUGACUCGACUGCCAUCACCCAGCACGAUGGAGUUCACCAGCUGACAGUUGCCCCACGGUUGUGUCCACCAGGAUCCCAUUUAUCAGAAGAGAGUGGAGAUUGUCUGUCAUGCACAUAUGGUGUGGACUACACUGCUUAUUCCAACACCCUCCCUCUCUGCGUACUCUGCACGGUUUGUAAAUCAGAUGAAGAGGAGAAAAGUCCCUGCACCACGACCAGAAACACAGUGUGCCAAUGCAAGCCUGGCACUUUCCGAGGAAAAGAUUCCCCUGAGAUGUGCCAGAAGUGCAGCACUAGGUGCCCCAACUGGAUGGUCAAGAAGAGUCCCUGUACCUCCUCAAGAGACCUUGAGUGCGUCCCCAAAGAAUCAGGGAAUAAAAACAGAUUCAACAAGAUCACAGUCCUACUACCCUCAUUACUGUUUGUGGCCUUCGUUGUUUGGAAAAUUUUACCAAGGAAGAAAAUACUUCCUUACCUGAAAAACAUCUGUGCAGGGUGUUAUGGAUGUGUCUCCAAGUGGAUGAACAGAGUAAGUGGGUUUCUCCAGGACCUGCGGGAACUGGGUGCUCAGGAACUGCUUCCAGCCUGCAGCAGAACUGGGUGGAUCCAUCCCAGACUGGUCUUGGUUCAUUGCCCAGGCUCUCUCAAGUGGCCUGGGGGCUCAGGGUGGACUGUAAGGGGCAAGUGGCCAUUUUGAGCCCCCCAUAGACUGGUGGACCAUGCUGUAGCCCUGACCUUCCUGCUGCCUGAAGACACCCCCAGGCCACAGCCCUGCACCCUGGGGUGGAGGUCAGUUGGGGGGUGGUGACCCCUCCUUAGCUCAGCAUCAGGAUCAUGGUGCCAGCAGCAGACACUGGACAUGCUGAGCCUCCCUGGGUGACCCUAUGGGAGGGGCUGGAGACAGCAGGACCUGGGGGGCCUUGCAGGGAGCCCUGGAUGUGGACCCCAAAUUCUGCUCCUUGCCUUCCCAAGGUCUUUUCCUGGUGCUCAUGUCUCCUAAGAGGUUCUGUCUUGUGGGACAAUGCCCACAAGAUCCUGAGCAGCACAAACUCACCAUCCAUCUCACCUGCUUCUCUCUGAGUAGGAGAUAGAAGGCCAGGAGCCAGCAGAGCUGGAAGAUGUCACUGUAGUGUCCCCAGGGGAGGCCAAUCAUCAGCUGGAACCUGCAGAAGCUGAAGGGUCUGAGACGAGUAGGAGGCUUCUGGAUCCAGCCGAUGGUGCCGACUCCGUUGAGAGCAAGCGUUUGGUUGGGGAUGACGCAGCAGGAAUGGAGGGGCUAGGGUCUAAGGCUGUGCUUCCAUAGCUUUCCCGACAUCGUGCCCUUUACGUCCUGGAACCUGCUCAUGCGGCUGGUGGGC
This is a messenger RNA of Cynocephalus volans (Philippine flying lemur), 1642 nucleotides long. RefSeq names its product tumor necrosis factor receptor superfamily member 10B-like. The record is from RefSeq and is a predicted model, not a curated record. The transcript is spliced from 9 exons. Gene Ontology annotation, molecular function: TRAIL binding. Gene Ontology annotation, cellular component: cell surface; plasma membrane. Bases 133 to 981 code for a protein of 282 amino acids. Gene Ontology annotation, biological process: TRAIL-activated apoptotic signaling pathway; positive regulation of apoptotic process. Lineage: Eukaryota; Metazoa; Chordata; Mammalia; Dermoptera; Cynocephalidae.